GGAGGACGAGAUGAUGAUGGCGAACAUCAAAGCGAUUCUAUAACAGGAAAAAUUCAUUUUUCGCCGACGAAGCCGGCUCAACGAUGGAAGGACAUAUUUUUCCCGACCAGGAGCAGCUCCUUCUGUUCCUGAGGAGGCUUAAGGAGGUUUUCGACGUGUGUGACGAGGAUGCUGACGGCUUCAUCCGGGUGGAGCACUUGGUAGACCUCGGUCUGCAGUUCGGUCAAGGAGACAAGGUGAAGAAGUUAAUCAGGUACCUGGAUCCUAACACUCAUGGGAAGAUCAACUUCAAAGACUUUUGCCAUGGAGUGUUUGCCAUCAAAGGUUGUGAGGAGAUACUGAAGAUGGCUGUGGGUCCUCGCACUGUUACCUCCAACCAGCCAUCUGUUACUGACAAUGGUUACAUUUACCAGAAUGGUGAGGCUGAGCUGGUCCCUCCCAUUAUUGUGUGUACGCGCUCCUACCCAGAGUGCAGUGGGUAUGGUAAGGGUUGUAGUGCUGAUGGGGAGUGUGACAUGGACAGCAGCACUGAAAACGCCAACAGCUCUGACUCUUCAACACAGCAAGACAGCCACCCAAUUGGCUCCGCGUCUGCGUCUGUCAUCGGGGAGGAGCAGUUUGAGGACUACGGUGAAGGCGAGGAUGUGGAUUUUACUCCCAGCAGUCCUUGCCCUGAAGAUGACACCCGAACAAACGGCUUCUCAGACUUAGGAUCGUCCCUCCCCUCCAGUGCUGGGCAGACUCCUCAGAAGAUGAGGCAGCUGUAUAACAGUGAGCUGCUGGACAUAUACUGCUCUCAGUGUUGCAAGAAAGUCAAUCUGCUCAAUGACCUGGAGGCUCGACUUCGAAACCUUAAGGCCAACAGCCCUAACAGAAAGAUUUCCAGCACAGCAUUUGGACGGCAGUUGUUUCAGGCCAACCACAGUGUGUUUGGGUCCAGUCAGGGCAGCAGCACUGAGGAUCUGUUCACAGACAGCAUCGACUCCUGUGACCUAGACAUCACAGAAAAAGUCAGUUAUCUGGAGAAGAAGGUGACAGAAUUAGAAAGUGACAGUCUGGCCAACGGUGACCUCAAGUCGAAACUCAAACAGGAGAACACACAACUUGUACACAGGGUGCACGAGUUGGAGGAGCAGGUGAAGGAUGCAGAGGCAAAGGCAGAUCAGAGUCUGGAGGAGGAGUCAAAGAGGCACCGGGAGGCCUACAGCAAGAUGGAUAGGGACAGAAACACAAAGAUAGACCUGCUCUGCAAUAGGGUACAGCUGUUGGAGGAAGAGAAUGGAGAGCUGAAAUUAAAUGUGUGCAGACUCAAGUCUCAGACUGAGAAACUGGACCAGGAGAAGCAGAGAAUGACAGACAAACUGGAGGACACUAGUCUGAGGUUGAAAGAUGAGAUGGACCUCUACCGGAAGAUAAUGGACAAGCUCUGGCAUAACCGUCAUGAGUUUCAGAAGGAAAAAGAGGCCAUGCAGGAGUUAAUUGAUGACCUCCGCCGGGAGCUGGAGUAUCUGCAGUUAUUUAAGAUGGAGAUGGAGCAUCCAGGACAGGGCAAGGGGCUGUACGAGUACAAUGCCAGGACCAGAGAGAUUGAAAUGGAACAUGAAGUCAAGAGACUGAAACAGGAAAACUAUAAGCUGCGGGAUCAGAACGAUGACCUGAAUGCUCAAAUUCUCAGUCUAAGUUUGUAUGAGGCUAAGAACCUGUUUGCCUGUCAUUCCAAGGCCCAGUGCCUGGCAGCUGAGAUUGACAAUGCAUCCAGGGACGAGUUGGUGGAUGCUUUGAAGGAGCAGGAGGAGAUCAACCUGCGUCUGAGGCAGUACAUGGACAAAAUAAUUUUGGCCAUUCUCGACCAUAACCCAUCCAUACUGGAGAUCAAGAGUUAAACACCCCCCCCCCCCCACACACACACACACACACACACACACACACACACACAAACAAACAAACCGAGUUGUAAUCUUUAUGAUUGUAAUCCUGGUUACUGGUGAAAUCCAACAGAAGAGCAAGGGGUGAGUUUGUUAAGUGUACAGCCAAACAAAUUCAUGUUGUUUUCAUGAAGAAGUCAAACAAUAUUAGGAAUAAUAAGCAUUACUCCUUGUAAUAUUUCAAACUGAUUCCAUGUCUUGUUAUGUAGACACUGUUUUUGAUGAAUGAUCAGGGUCAAACUGUGUCUUCUCAGUCCCUCACAGUAACAGCAGUAAAAGUGAACAAUCAGCAGUGAGUGUUGGGUUAGCAUCAGCAGUAACACAUAAUUGCAUGCGCCAUCGUUUCCAGUCAAUCCUUAGUGCCUGAUAGGUCAGUCUGAACCCAGAGAAGGAAUAGCAGACUCUACCACUAAUAAGAGAGGCAAUUACUGACUGUAAAUACAUUGAAUGGCUAUUGCUUAAAACAUAACAACUGACAGUGAAUAGGAUCAAAAACAGAUUUCAUGAAAAUUUUAAGGAUUAUAACUAUUAACUUAAGGCCAUAAUCUUAUUGUUUUAAAUGUUCUCACUAAUAAUGACUGAAACUGUCACUCACAAAUGUUGUUACACACAAACAUAUAUCUACACAACCACAGCUGACUGUCUUCAGAGUCACUACAACCAAAAAUUUAAUGUUAAUAAUUAUUAUCUACAGAUACUGAAACUGGGACUAGAAAAUAUUAGGGAUUACAUAAAAACAUAUUUUGAUGUUCACUUUAUUUCUUGUAGUCACAGAUGGUCACAUUAGUCACAUUAGUUGUUCAGUAGCUCUACAGCUGCUGAUUAUAAUGGACUCACUCACUGAGACUGAAAGAGAGGUAGGAUUUGAGGAGUGCAGGACAUAAAAUAAUUAGCCAUGUAAAGACCAUACCAGUGUUUUGCAUGUUUUCUACAAACCAUUUGCCAAAACAGUCUAGAAUGAAUUUUGGAUGUGUUUUUAUCUUUGUCCAACCUUCAUUUCAAGUAAUAUGAAAGUCAGUCUGUGAAGACUUAAAACUAGCUUGAGUGUACUUUUAAUGUGAACAUCAUGAAUAAAUGAAUAAAUGGAAAACAGUGGAAGCAUCUGGAGGAACACCUCACAAAAUAGUUCAAAAUUUGUGGAAUUAUGCUGAUUUGCUUUAAUUUUAAGAGUGAAAUGGGAGGAUUGGCAUCAGUCUCAUGUCUGUGUGUUCACCUCUGAACUGGAGUCAAGAGAUGCUUAGCUUAGCUUAGUUUAGCUUGGCUUAGCUUGGCUUAACUUAAUUUAGCGUAGUGUAAAGACUUAAAAGUGGGGGAACAGUUGGCCUGGCUUUGCUGAGAAGUACAACUCAAAGCUCAGUGAUUAACAGCUCGCAGAUUAAACAGUUUGCAGAUUAAACAGUUUGUUUAAUCUGCUCACAAACUAAAGUGGUUUAGUUUUAGAGGUGGCAAUGCUUUUGAAGUAUGCAUUCAAAUGCUGAAAUGUAAUGUUAGGUUUUUGUAUAUAUACUGUCAACGGCUGCAGCAUGCAUAAACACUGACAUGGGCUAUUUAGGUGGCACAACUUUUAGCCUUUUAAUAUGGCGGUGAUGAUAUGCUGUAUACAACAUCAAAUCCAUUUUCGUAGUUGUCACUGAGCCUUUGUGUGUCUGAAGACUCCUUGUGAUAAUGGUAUUUAAAGGUGCUAAAAGACAAUACUAUGUGCCAUAUCUGAACUUUUCACUGUUUUCAUUGGCUUCAAUAGUUGAAGGCCAUCAUACAGAACUGGAUGGCUAACUUACAUCUCUCAUACAAAAAGAGCAUGUUUCAUGAUGAAAUGUCAACAAGAGCUGGAAUCACUGACUACUGAGUAGAGCAGUGGCAUUCAUUGAAAUUUGCUCUGUGGAGAUGUUGACCACUAGUGCCAUAGAGCAAGUAGCUCCAUGUUUUUUUCACACUACUUGUGCUGAUAGACAGUUGGUGGUGAUAAAACACCAUCAGACAUGUGGAACACAGGCAGUGACAUGGAUAUAACAACACAGGACUAAAAUCAUGAAUAAAUCAACUUUGCUUACAUUUUAUGACCUGAAGGACACAUAGAACUUUGUUUACAGGAAAACUCCAUUGUCCAACUUUAAGUAAAGGUGUUCAUAUUUUGCUCCUCAGUCUAUCACCAAUGUAUUACAAAUUACAAAUAGUUGAAAAAAAUCCAGAAAUAUUGUAUUAAUACUGAAUACUACUUCGGUGUUCUAUAGAAAAAAAAGGCUUGUAUUACUAAAAGACACCCACUGAUUUAAGAUGUGGAAACUGUUGAUUUUUGUGCUGCCUUUAGUAUCUGCCUUUGUGAACAACUAUGUUGUAAACUAGUCUCAACUAUUUUUUUCAUGUCACUCAGUGUCAUUCCACACAUACUUCUCACACUACAGUGUGACCUGGAUGCACUAUCCAAGCACACAGGUGUGUGCCAGUGAUCAGAGCAGUGAUGAGCUGUUGUAUUGAGCACUAUUUGAUGUUACAAAUUAGAGUUUUGUUGUAUUGCACAAAUUGUUCACCCAGUGAUUUAUUUGCUUGUUCUUUCCUUGGUUUUGUGGAUUUGCAUAUGAAGUAUGAAAAUAGAUUAUUAAAGAGG
This is a messenger RNA of Plectropomus leopardus (leopard coralgrouper), 4530 nucleotides long. It is a transcript of the gene rab11fip4a, whose product is annotated as RAB11 family interacting protein 4 (class II) a. The record is from RefSeq and is a predicted model, not a curated record. Lineage: Eukaryota; Metazoa; Chordata; Actinopteri; Perciformes; Serranidae. Gene Ontology annotation, cellular component: cleavage furrow; endocytic vesicle; recycling endosome membrane. Gene Ontology annotation, biological process: endocytic recycling; regulation of cytokinesis. Gene Ontology annotation, molecular function: calcium ion binding.